Messenger RNA from Metarhizium robertsii ARSEF 23, 3690 nucleotides. RefSeq lists its product as uncharacterized. The record is from RefSeq and is a predicted model, not a curated record. The transcript has 4 exons. Lineage: Eukaryota; Fungi; Ascomycota; Sordariomycetes; Hypocreales; Clavicipitaceae. Bases 1 to 3690 code for a protein of 1229 amino acids.
AUGGCAGCUGAGACUUCGUCGCCCGCGCGCGAGCCCGCCACAUCAACCCGUGGCCGUGGCAGAGGCGGGCGAGGUGGCCGUGGUCGAGGUCGAGGAGGUGGCAGAGGCGCCUCAAAUGCUGCCUUGUCAAAAUCUACUGCUGCCUCUCGUGGUCGAGGUGGCACGCGCAGGGGGAGAGUAAAGAACUUCUCCGACUCGCGUGUACAGGCCGCUUAUGAGCGCCAGCGCGACCUCAAGGCUACCUAUCAGGCCGUUGCUUUUGCCCUCAAGCCUGCCCUGCAGGAGCUUGCCGAGCGUAGUGUCGAAGAGAUGCUGCAGAAGCCAGACUGUUACAAGCAGGCCAACGAGUAUCAGCCCAUUAUCCAGCAGCUCAAGGACAAGCUUGAUAAUAAGCUGCGCGCCUGUGACCGUCGUCUCGAGUGCGAUCUCAACCUCGCCGAACACAGCUUCAAUGCCGACAAAUAUGUUGCCGAACAAGAAUUCAAGAAUGCUCUCAGCGACGUGCUGGAGCAAUUUUACGAGAGCCAGGAGAAUCGCUUGCGCAUCCUCGCCGCCCUUCAUUCCAAGGAUCUACCUGUCGAUGUUGAGGAUGACCAAUAUGAUUAUCGCGUUAUUAGUGACGCUGAGCUUGACAACGACUUUGGCAUUUAUGAAUGCUAUAAGAAUGGCCACCUCGUUCCCUAUCCCUCCCGUGUCGCUGGCACUGAAAUGUGGAGAAAGGCCCGCGACCCCGAGGCCUCUGUUGCUACACCCAGAGAAUCGUCAGCAGCUCCCACAAGAGGUAGAGGCCGUGGUCGUGGCGGCGCUGCCAGUGGCAUUAAGCGCAGAGCUGUUGACCAGCCAGAUGGCCAGUCAACACCCAAGAGAUCGACUCGCAAUGUUGAUGAUAGUCAACUGCUUGCUCCCGCACCCAUUGCUCCAGCCCCCAUGAAGGGUUUGCUCGCCUCGGCUGCCAAUGUCGACAAGGAUCCGGAAGGUACGCCGGGAGAAGAAGAAUCCGUUCCCGCUUCACCAGAACCGCCCCUGCUCAAUGGCAACGGGUCUUUUACUAGCCGUGCUCUCAGCAGGCAGCAGGCUCGAGAAAAGAGCCCGCCGUUACCCAAGAAUAUUGGGGAGCCGGAUGAGCACGGCGUGCGUACUUACAACCAACGACCGUCAAUGCGGGAGAAAGGCAUUAACAGUCGAAUUCUCGCACCCCACGUUGUUUGGUUUGAGGACUGGGAAAUUGGGUUCAAAGACACGUCCAAUGAUUCCACAAAGGGCCACACUCGCGCCAAACGAGGUAAAUAUCUCGACACCCCCAACAGCAACGGAAUUCACUUCGACCAUUGGUGCAACGCAUACGAUUACUCCACCACGACUCCCGAGGACUUUGACCAGGAACUGGUUAAACGAUACGGUGUACAUCCAAAAUAUGGCAUCUUUCUUCCCACGAGUACAAACGACUUUGAGGAACCACAGCCUUACGUCAUGCCAGGCAAGCCCGUGGUAUACAUCGCUAACCCAUCUGGUCGGAUAUCACACGCCUCUAGGGGAUUCCAAUCAACAACGAAUCAACGUCGAUCGGAAGAGUUGCCGUUGAGGGAGAAGAUGAGGGCCAAUCUGCGUCGAUUUUGCAAAAUGGCCGAGGUCGACUCUGAGGACAUUGACAUUGCCGAGUUUGUUCGAUCCAAUGAUGCACUUCGAGCCAAGUCUCUGGGGACAGCCGAAAAGGAGUUCAACUCACGACCCCAAUUAUCCGAGACGACAUCCGAGGCAGAUGAAGGCGAAUCUACUCCGCCACAGGAACCCGAAAAAACCGACGAUGGCGUCGCGGACCUGUCUGUGUUGGUUUACGCUUCAGCCUAUGUCGCGGCUAAGGAUGUCACCCGAGCCGCUCCGCCCACACCCAAGCCGGCACGUUACGAUGCAAUUCGCGACGUCUUCACCGACUCGAAGCCGGACCCUGCUCCCGCUCCCGCAAACACCGGUCUGGGUCUCAAUCUUCUUGCAGAAUUAUGCGACUUUGAGUUACGCCCUCCCGGCUGGGACGGUCACGUGGAACGAACGUCUGGUGUUUCAGUCGCAGACUCGGAUUUGCGGACCACGAUAAAGCAUGAGGAACCACCUCCCAUCUCCUCAUUCUCUCAUGCACCCAUGAAUCCAAGACUCAGCCAGGAACCGUCUGCACCGUACACACACAACCAGCAGUCAGACCGUGUGACGCUGCCCCCAGUCAAGUCUGUUCAUGAUCGUUCAGCAUAUCCUAUUCCCAUACCACAAGGGGCCAGUCACAGAACAGACUACAAGCCCUCUGCUCCGGCUCCCCCGGCACCGCCUAUUCCUGAUCAUGGAAGUUAUUAUCCGCCUCCAGGGGGUUCUUAUCCACCCGGCCCUCGUGAACCCCACGUAUCAAGUGGUCGACCUAUAGAACCAGGCUAUAAUCCUCGUCGAUUGAGUAGCUACGGAUCCGAAACUAAUCAACAGCCGGCAUACGGCAGCACGUAUUGGCCUCAACAACCUUCCUCUGCUGGACUAGCAGGACCUCCACCGGUUCUCCCUCUAGCUGGUGUCUCUGCUCCUCCUCCGGCUCCUCAGGGGUACUCGCUGCCUCCGCCUCCGUCGAGUUCGAGAAUGCCUUUCUCCCAGUCUGUAGGUGCAGAACCUCUCCCGCCUUUGCGACCGCCGCGUCCGGAGGAAUCGCCUUAUGAGUCGAAUACGCGUAGGGACACUCAUAACUCUUACUAUCCGCCUCCACGAUCCUACCAAAGAGGAUACCCCUUGCCGGAAGCCCAUCAGCCUCUACUGUCCCUGCAGCCCAUACAUGGAGAGAGGAUUCUUCCAAACCCACAACAGAGCAAUCCUCCCUACAUGGGUUCUCCUCCGCCGCCAGCGGGCUACGCGUCUCAGCUCAUGUCGCCGACAUUCGCCAACGCCCAGGGGCUGCCGGGACCGCUGGGUCAAAGCCCACCGGGAACACCUCAUGGUGGACCUCCCAGCUCGAUACAUCGACACAGAUCGACGCCUUCCGGCUCUUCAGAUGCGGGAUCAAACAAAUAUCGCAAGCUACAACCGGCUCCGGUACCGGCUCACCGAGUCUGGUCUAAUAAGCCGGAGUUGAAAACGAUCCCUUACGACCACAAGGAGACUGGCUCUUCAGCUGCGCUACCCAGUUCUGGUCCCACCCAGAUCAGAGGGUGGAAUGAUCCGGGUCGUCCACGGGUGUCCAAUGCUGCGUCAAAUCAACCCAAGUAUAAAUCUAUUCGGUUCCUGACGCCGCAGGUGUUACAGAAGACAUUACCAGCCCUGUGCCCUCGAAACGAGCCUGCGCACCAGCCGCGACCUGAAGCCAAAAUGGUGACGGCCCCGAUGCCCGCCGACCCUGCUGAGCUGAAAAACGUGUCUAUGUAUGGCUUCGGCGCGAUACCAAAUCUAGAGGCGUCGGCGACUCCGGAAGAGCCUCUUAAACGUCGUCUCCGACCACGAAAAGAGAGAAUCGAGUGCAUAGAAGCACCCGAUGCAGACGUCUUCAUUGUCAAUGUUAGACAAAGAAGCAACGGCGGCCAGCGGUCGUCGUCCAUCAAACUCAAACCAAAGCCACGAAGAACUCCUAACCGCGACCAUAGAUCGGUUAAGGCGAAACCUGGCUCCAAGUUUUUACCCAUCGAGAUACUUGACAGCGAAAAGAAGGCUGCCAGUUCUGAUACAUAA